This is a messenger RNA of Clonostachys solani, 810 nucleotides long. The record is from the annotation of a GenBank genome assembly. NCBI's taxonomy places the organism in Eukaryota, Fungi, Ascomycota, Sordariomycetes, Hypocreales, Bionectriaceae.
AUGGCAACCGGUAUGCUGGGAGAUAUCGAGCUGGGACUGACAAGCACGAGGCAGACCCCAGCUCCUGGCUACCCUCUAUUUUCAGAAUUAAUCGCAUCGCAUCCCUCAUUUCAUCUUUGCCGGCAGUUUGGUGAGCUCCGAGCACGUCUUCUGCUCCUUAAACAAGACAGGUUGGCAGAGCUGGAGUUGGAGUUGCGGCGACUCGAUGGCGACGAGACCAAUCGCCUGUUUCUGGCAAGCAGAAGAUCAGAUCGCAAUCAAGGCCGACAGGACCUAAUUACCAAGAUCGACCUCGCCAUGAAGGAUUAUGAUUUAUUCCUCGCAAGACUUCGGGCAGUCCUUGCAUAUGACUCGGCCCCUCCGAGGGCAGUCGGCAACUUGCAAAGAUGGAUCCGAGGGCAUCCAUGCAUGGCCAGAGAAGAGACCGCCUAUCUUGAUCAAACAGGGGAUCUCAUCUCCAUCAGCCCCCUCGACGACAGCACAACAGCCUGGCUCCAAGCCGCUAUAGGAGACGCCCUCGUCUGUCUCGGGCCCAAGCGGCAAGGUCAAGGCAUAUACCGCUUCAGGUCAGCCUUGUUCAGAGCAGGCGUCCGGACUGUCGUGGCCCUGUUGAUCGCCAGCGUUCUGCUGAGCCCGGUGGUUGUCUGCAACUUUGUGCCGGACCUCUCCGCUCGCCUGUGGGUUGUCUCGGUGGCGACGGCGAUUUUCGUUGCCAUCUUGGCGACUCUGACCAAGGCGAGCACUGUCGAGCUCGUCAUGGUCGGCACGACUUUUACCACAGUAAUGGUCGUUUUUAUCUCUACACACUAA